Indicator indicator is the source of this 1668-nucleotide messenger RNA. It is a transcript of the gene MAPK15, whose product is annotated as mitogen-activated protein kinase 15. The transcript has 13 exons. The record is from RefSeq and is a predicted model, not a curated record. Gene Ontology annotation, biological process: protein phosphorylation; intracellular signal transduction. The coding region runs from base 1 to 1668 and encodes 555 amino acids. Gene Ontology annotation, cellular component: nucleus; cytoplasm. NCBI's taxonomy places the organism in Eukaryota, Metazoa, Chordata, Aves, Piciformes, Indicatoridae. Gene Ontology annotation, molecular function: MAP kinase activity; ATP binding.
AUGAGCGUGCCCGAGGUGGAGCCGCUUAUCUCCCAGAAGUACGAGAUCAAGAAGCGCCUGGGCAAGGGGGCUUAUGGCAUUGUGUGGAAAGCAAUCGAUCGCAGGACAGGAGAGAUAGUUGCUGUUAAAAAGAUUUUUGAUGCUUUCAGGAACAGAACAGAUGCUCAGAGAACAUUUCGAGAGAUUAUGUUCCUGCAGCAAUUUGGUGAACAUCCAAAUAUCAUCAAGCUGCUUGAUGUCGUCCGUGCUCAGAACGACAAGGACAUCUACCUCAUCUUUGAGUCCAUGGAGACAGAUUUACAUGCUGUGAUUAAGAAGGGGAAUUUGCUGAAAGAUAUCCACAAGUGUUACAUUCUCUACCAACUUCUGAAGGCAACUAAAUUCAUCCACUCAGGAAAUGUUAUUCACAGAGAUCAGAAGCCUUCAAAUAUCUUGCUGGAUGCAGACUGCUUUGUUAAGCUUUGUGACUUUGGGCUGGCCAGGUCCUUGAGCCAGGUGAAUGAGGACCAAGGUAGCCCAGCUCUGACAGAGUAUGUGGCAACGCGGUGGUACCGUGCCCCUGAGAUCCUGCUCUCCUCUCACAGUUACACUAAAGGUGUAGACAUGUGGAGCAUUGGCUGUAUCCUGGGGGAGCUGCUACUGGGGAAACCUCUUUUCCCUGGAACAUCAACAGUUAAUCAGAUUGAGCAGAUCUUCAGGGUCAUUCCUGCCCCAUCCCCAGAAGAUAUUUUGGCUGUGCAGUCAGACUACAAGGCCUCCAUCAUUAGCCGCCUGAGUUCCCGGCAGCGAGUAACAUUUGAGGAGAUUUUCCCAUCCUCUACUCCAUUGCCUGCCUUGGACCUCCUGAAGAAGCUUUUAGUAUUUAACCCUGAGAAACGACUCACAGCAGAGGAGGCUCUGCAGCACCCCUAUGUGAGAAGGUUUCACCUUCCUGCCAGGGAGCCCUCUCUGGAUUAUGAAGUGGUUCUUCCUUUAGGUGAUGAUGUCCAGCUGUCUGUGGCAGAGUAUCGAAAUAAAUUAUAUGAGAUGAUCCUUGAAAGGAAAUUAAAUGGCCACCCAAAGAGAGAAGAUGCUCAACUAGGCCAGCCUGAAUCCAGGCCACUUCUUCCAAAUCCCAGUUCUGUGACUUUGCCUGCCAGGAAAGGCCAGAGACAACCAACACCUCCUCUUCUGAAAGCUUCAUCUGUGCAUGCUGGAGCUGCAACCAGUGUCCAGCCACAAGUACCCAGCCAGAGUGAGGGUUCAGCAGGAGCUUUAUGUCAGAGACCAAAGCUCAGUGUGAUCUACAACCCCAUCACACACACUGCUGUUCAAGGUAAUGCGAACUCUGGUGCUGUGAUCAGGGACUGUUCUGCACCACCUCCUCAACAGGCCAGAAGCACUAGCAAUAGGAAACUGGGGAGACAAAUGACAGGGGCAAAUGCUCAGCCACCUCCUGCAAGCCUGCAGAGCCUUCACAACAAUCCAAGAAGCACUCAGUUUCACAGCAGAGAGGUUUGUCCCCUUCUGAAGCCCAGUAAGAAGAUGUUCCAGAUUACUGCAAAUGUUGGAGCUGCUGGUGAUCCUAAAGCAUCCAUGGGCAGCUACUCCCAAGCCUAUGGCACCAUCUGUAAAUCUGCACUGCAGAGUCUGCCAAUACCAAAGUCCUGCCAACAACAGGAGCAGUGA